This is a messenger RNA of Dracunculus medinensis (Guinea worm), 1314 nucleotides long. NCBI's taxonomy places the organism in Eukaryota, Metazoa, Nematoda, Chromadorea, Rhabditida, Dracunculidae. The record is from the annotation of a GenBank genome assembly.
AUGGUAACGGUAGUGAGUGUGAUUGAUGAUGAGAUAAGUGAUGGAGAAAAGAGCGAGAACAAGUUGUUUUUUGUUGUCUCUGGUUUUUUCUUUUUUCUUCCAGCAGCUUUUAUACUGCUUCAUAGAAAUUAUUUUUUUCGUUGGCGUAAUUUUACAGUCAAUAUUACACUGAAGCGACGAUCUCGAAGUCCGUCUCCAGUUGUGGAGAACGGUCAGAAAUCCUUAGCUCCAUCGGAAUCACUUGAUAGUCGUUUGGCUAUGUCAACAACGACAACGUCAGCUGCUUCUACUGUAACAUCACCAGCCCAAGUGAGAACAUUGUUUGUGUCGGGCUUACCGAUGGAUGCGAAACCACGUGAACUUUAUUUACUUUUUCGAGCGUAUCCGGGUUAUGAGAGUUCAUUGCUGAAAAUCACCUCAAAAAAUGGUAAAACAGCAACACCAGUUGGUUUUGUAACAUUUUCAUCAAAACUCGCAGCAGAUGAAGCUCGAAAAGCAUUACAAGGUGUUCGGUUUGAUCCGGAUAGUACACAAACGAUACGUCUUGAAUUGGCGCGAAGUAAUACAAAAGUAUCGAAACCAAAGCGAAUAACACCUCCACCACCAAUAAUGCACAAUCCGACUGGUUUACAAGCCGCAGCAAUGUUCCAAAACGCUGCUGUCGCUGCUGCUGCACAACCGAAUCAUUUUCUUGCUUCCUUGUCUACCUCACAUGCCCAUGAUCUUGCGAACGCUGCUACUGCAGCAUGCUUUGAACCGAAUCUAUCGUCUAUUUUUCCUGAACAUCAACUAUUUACAUUAUCAUCGUUGUCGCAACUUACGCAACCUCAUGUUAUUUUUCCCUCGAAUUCGACUGUAUUGCCUCAAGUUAGCACGAAUCCUGCAGCCGCUGCUGCAGCAGCAGCUAUUUUUCAGCCAAAUGCUGCUAUACUUGCACAGCUUACUGCUGCUCAGUUAAAUGCUGCUUCUCAAGCCGCAGCGGCUUCUCAAGCUGUAGCAGUAGCAACUGCUCCACCUGGGUGUUCAACUUUAUUCGUUGCAAAUUUGGGUUCAUCAGUCACCGAAGAGGAAUUAAAACAGGUGUUUCGUUCAUUCCCUGGAUUUUGUCGUCUUCGAAUGUACACGAAAGGUGGUUCGUCUAUUGCUUUUGUUGAAUAUGCCGAUAUUCGUCAAGCGACUCAAGCAAUGACUAGCUUACAGGGAUUUCAGAUAUCUGGUUCAGAUCGUGGCGGAAUGCGUAUCGAAUUCGCUAAGAACAAAAUGAGCGACAUUAAUGGUAAGAGUUCAUUUUAUUUAAAUAUUCAUAGAGCUUAA